CUUCACUGCUCUCCUUACGGUCAAGAUGGCGAGCCGAAGACAGGCUAGUAAUAUUCGCGGCCCGCGAUCUGCACUGACGGAUUUCCUUGCUUCAAACAAUAUCUCCGCCGCCCAGAUUCGCGAUGACUACGACCGACGAGUGGCAGACGCUGCCCGCCAGGCUACAAACGAAGAGGAAGAUGGCGACGUUGACAUGGAAGAGCCCGAAUAUGAGCCAACACCAGAGCCGGACUCGCCAGAGGACAAGGCAAAGAAGCGCAAACGCCAACAAGCCAUUGAAAAGAUUAAGAAGAGCAAGGAGUUCGCCCGCCGCAAGGCUCGUCGGGUUGGAGAACCGGACGAUGACGAUGAUGCUCUGGCCAACGAGAUGGUGGACGAGAAAGAGCGGCCGGUUCCCGGACAACUAGAAAACUGCGAAGUCUGUGGCAAGCGGUUCACUGUCACCCCCUACAGCAAGGCGGGCCCCGAUGGAGGCCUCCUCUGCGCAGAAUGCUCCAAGAAGCAUGUCGACGGGGACAACAAGAAGGCUUCACCUAAGAAGCCCACACCUGGAAUUAGGCGGCGCCAAAAUCAAGCUGAUCUGCUGGAUGGACUGGUUUCCCAGGGCGCUCAGAGUCUACUAGAGACCUGCAUCAAGAAAGUGGCGGAAAACAUCUCCGAUGUGGAAGAGUUUGGCGACCUUCCGCCACCAGUGAUGCAACGCCUCAGCCAGAUUUUGGCUCGAAGACGAGCGAUCACCUCCACGACUUUGGAUCUUUUUCUACGCCCGCAGAACAAGGAGAUUGACAUUUACGAUUGUGCUAAGCUUGGUACCGAUGACUACCAUAAGAUCCUCGCCACCAUGCCAAAUCUCACUCGACUCAACUUGCGAUUCGUCACCCCAAUGAAGGAUCGCAUUUUCCAAUACAUGAUGGACCGAGAUAUGAACAUUCAAGACUUACAUCUAGAUUCACCAAAUUUGGUGACAGACGAAGUCUGGCGGGAGCUUUUCACUCGGCUGGGUCCGCGACUUCGGAGCCUAAAACUGUGGAACCUUGAUUCCGCCUUUGAUGACGAGACAGCCGAAGUCAUGGCCAAGAACUGCACACAACUUCAGCGUCUGAAGUUGAAGCAUCUCAACAAGAUUGGUGACAAAGCACUGGAAGCAAUCUCUACGAUGAAGACCCUGGAGCACCUAUCAUUGCAUAUCAGUCAGGAAACGACCCCCGAGCCUCUUCUCCAGAUUAUCACUGAGCUCGGUUCCAAUCUACGAUCCCUAUCCUUGGAAGAAUUUUACUUUGCAGAUGACAGGCUGCUCCAGCUAAUACGGCAGAAAUGUCGACGUCUGACCAAGCUUCGUCUUGCCAUAAACGCAGAAUUCACAGACAAAGCUCUAUCCGAUCUUUUCCACGAAUGGCCCAAUCCUCCCCUGACAUUCGCAGAUUUCCACCGUGUACGCGACGUGGAUAUGGCGAAUCCCGGUGGCCCACCCGAGCCCGUCGGCCUCGCAUCAAACAGCUUCAUCGCAUUGAUGGAGCACUCAGGUGCCAGACUCCAAAGUUUGAACGUCGCCUCUUGCCGCCACAUCUCACACGCAGCAUACGAAACAGUCUUUGGCGAGAACAAGCGUUACCCAGAGCUGAAGUAUUUGGAUAUUUCGUUUAAUGGCGUGGUGGAUGACUACUUGGCGCAGUGCAUCUUCCGAUGCUGCCCGGCUCUGACGAGAAUGGUUGUCUUUGGCUGCUUCAAGAUUCGUGAUGUCAAGGUGCCCCGGGGUGUCGCGGUGAUUGGUACAGUCGGUGCCAAAUUGACAAUCGAUGGGAUCACACAGAAGGAGCUGGUUUAACUGAGUCCGCCUGGUGGAUGACCGGCCGCUAUCGACUAUUUGAUAUUGACUUGAAGGGCUGGGAAAGUUUCAGACACGACGUUAUCUACGAUCUCUGGCUGUCCAGGCCUCCAAGUGAGACAUGCAUGAGCUAUGAACUUUUAUUUUUUUAAGCGAUUCAGGACUUGAUUUUGGCACGUGUAUUAUGUUUUUCUGGCUCAUACUAAAAAAGAAGCUUAUGAUAAGGCGGAUCCAUAUUCAUUG
Penicillium subrubescens is the source of this 2068-nucleotide messenger RNA. RefSeq lists its product as uncharacterized. Lineage: Eukaryota; Fungi; Ascomycota; Eurotiomycetes; Eurotiales; Aspergillaceae. Gene Ontology annotation, biological process: SCF-dependent proteasomal ubiquitin-dependent protein catabolic process. The transcript is spliced from 6 exons. Gene Ontology annotation, cellular component: SCF ubiquitin ligase complex. The record is from RefSeq and is a predicted model, not a curated record. Bases 26 to 1825 code for a protein of 599 amino acids.